GUUUUAUUAUGUGGCAACAAACUAUACGGACAUGCCAACUUACACAAAAAUUGACGUUUGAAUCGGCCAUUUUGCAGUUUUUACGGUAACUGCUAUACACGUGUUCGGUUGCCGAGAUGGCAGUUGCAAAGAAGCCCGUGGCUAAAAAAGCCCAACUGCACCAGAAGACUGGUAAGAAGGGAGUCAAAGGUGGUAAAAUCCGCGGCAAAGGAAUCAAGCGGAAGAUCAACCUGAAGUUCACGAUCGACUGCACACACCCCGCUGAGGACAGCAUCCUCGACGUUGGCAACUUCGAGAAGUACCUGAAGGAGCGCGUCAAAGUUGAGGGAAAAACAAAUAACCUAGGCAAUCACGUUGUCAUCGCUAGGGACAAGACGAAGAUCUCCAUCAACGCAGACAUUCCCUUCUCAAAGAGGUAUCUGAAGUACUUGACAAAGAGGUACCUCAAGAAGAACAACCUUCGUGAUUGGCUGCGAGUGGUGGCUUCUGCCCACGACUCAUACGAGCUGCGUUACUUCAACAUCAACGCUGACAGCGACAACGAAGACAAUGAGGAUUAAGCUGUUGACUACAAUAAAAUAGUUUUACACUA
Messenger RNA from Trichoplusia ni (cabbage looper), 592 nucleotides. It is a transcript of the gene RpL22, whose product is annotated as 60S ribosomal protein L22-like. Gene Ontology annotation, cellular component: ribosome. The record is from RefSeq and is a predicted model, not a curated record. The transcript has 3 exons. Gene Ontology annotation, molecular function: RNA binding; structural constituent of ribosome. Bases 117 to 560 code for a protein of 147 amino acids. Gene Ontology annotation, biological process: cytoplasmic translation. NCBI's taxonomy places the organism in Eukaryota, Metazoa, Arthropoda, Insecta, Lepidoptera, Noctuidae.